Aspergillus lentulus is the source of this 918-nucleotide messenger RNA. RefSeq names its product aromatic alcohol reductase. The record is from RefSeq and is a predicted model, not a curated record. Lineage: Eukaryota; Fungi; Ascomycota; Eurotiomycetes; Eurotiales; Aspergillaceae. Gene Ontology annotation, molecular function: oxidoreductase activity.
AUGUCUCCUAUCCAGAACGUCACUGUUCUAGGGGCAUCCGGAGCCGUCGGGACCCUCCUGGUAGACGCUCUGCUCGCCUCCAACUUUACCGUCUCAGUGGUCCUCCGUCCCUCAUCCAAGGCUACUUUCCCAGCGUCUGUGACCGUCCACCGCGCCAACUAUGACGACCUCGAGGCCCUCACUACCGCCUUUCAGGGCCAGGACGCCGUCAUCUCAGCCGUGGGGACCUUCGACGCCGCCAUCCAGCGCACAGCCAUCGACGCCGCAGCCGCCGUGCCCAGCGUAAGGCGGUUCAUCCCAAGCGAGUACGGAGGCGAUACGUCGCAGCCGGGGCCCGUCAGCUUUGCCCGAUUCCCGCAGGCUAAGCGGGAGAUUGUCGAGUACCUGGAUUCAAAGGAGGGGAUAACGUGGACGGCGAUUUGCACGGGGUCGUUCAUCAAUUGGCUACUUGAGUUGGAAAACGCAGCAAUGGGCUGGGACCUAUCUGCGCGCAAAGUCAGCAUCUUCGAUUCUGGCAAUCGGCCGUUUGUCGUGAGUACGCUUGGGCAGGUGACGAGGGCGAUCAUCUCGGUCCUGCAGCAUGAGGAGGAGACGAAGAAUGCGUAUGUGUAUGUGAAGUCUUUUGAGGUGACGCAGACUCAGCUCCUGGGGUUGAUUGAGCGGUUGUCGGGGACGAAGUUCGAGGUGAAGCAUUUAACUACGGAGGAGAUUGCGCAGCGGGGAGUGGAUCAUCUCGAGGAGGGAGACUAUGAGCAUGGAUAUCCCGAGGUGGUGACGGCGGUGGCAUAUGGACCAUGGGGGUUCUUAGGGUUUGGAGAGCAAGCAGAGAAGUGGAAUGGUGUCCUGGAUCUUCCGAAGGAGGACCUCGAGGAGACAGUCAGGGAUAUCCUGAAGAAGAAGGGAUUAUUGAAGGAGUAA